CAGGAUCUUGAUGAAGACCAGUCUCAUUCUACGUCUUUGGUCACACAUUUACCUGCAGCACCUGGUGACGUUGAACAGAUGAUUGAUGAAACCCAGAGUCAGGCUGCAGCAGAAAGGCAGAAUCAAACAGAUCUGGUUCCUGGUUACAUUGAGAAGAAUGCAAAGUGUCUAAACCAUCACCUGACGUGUGCUACUAUGUCUUCCUUGGAAAAGUGUGCUCAUUGCGUUGGGCCCAUUUCCUCCUUCAAGUGGCUUGGUUAUCAGUGCAAAGUUUGUUCUGGAGUUUGGCAUGCAUCCUGCCUUAAACAAAUUUCCAAAAAGAACUUUCAACACCCAUCACAGGAAAAAGAAAUUUUCAAAUAUUCUGGAAAUGAACAGUUGUCAGAUGAGGACAGCUCGGCACCCUCGGAGCUACAUUACAUGUCAGAUAAUUUGUUUGAUGAGGACUAUGUCCCAAAUUCAGAAACCAGUGAUGAUUCAGAUACAAGCAUCCCGCUACAGUCUAGCCAGUCAAACGUUGGACAGAUUCAAGGAAAACCAGCAACACCUGAUCUUGACACAAGUGUCCCUGAUGUACCCAGCACAUCAAAACAUUGUAGCCCUGGUCUCACAGAUAACAUGAGUGAAGAUGCUGUUGAAACAUUGGACCAAGCCAGUUCUAUCAAAAAUGAUAAAUGUCGAGGUAAACACAAAGUGGAAUCCCAAAUGCAGAUGACAAGUAUUAAAAACUACUGUUUUGUUUGUGGUAAGCCGCAAAGCAAAAUUACACGCCAUUUAAAAACGCACAAGGAAAAUGCUGAAAUUGUCCAUAUAUUUUCCCUUCCUGCGGAUUCUAAAGAGCGCAAAUUUUUAUUAGAGAAAAUGAGAAACAAAGGAAACUUCAGGCAUAACACUGCAGUUUUACUAAGCGGAGAAGGACCCCCCAGACUUAUGCAGAACUUGCAAAAGUUACACUUGCACAGGUUAUUGUGUUCAAUCGAAGACGAGCUGGCGAGGUUUCAAAGAUGCACCUCAGAGGUUUUAUGGAGAGGGACAGCACCAAACUCCACGAAGAUGUGGCCAUGGGUUUGUCAAAGGUUGAACAGAAGCUCUGCAGUUAUUUCAGCCGUGUUGAAAUCAUUGGAAAAAGAGGCAGAAAGGUUGCAAUUUUACUCACACCAAAUGUGGUUGAUGCUCUGACACUAUUGGCGAGCAAAAGAGAUGAAUGUAAUGUUUGUCCCGCAAAUGUCUUUUUAUUUGCAAGACCUAAAUCACUAAGCCACUACAGAGGACAGGACUGUUUGCGGGUUUAUGCAAACCAGUGUGGAGCAAAGCACCCAGAGUUCCUCAGGUCAACACAACUGCGAAAACAUGUCGCCACACUCUCUCAAGUCCUAAACUUAAAAAACAAUGAACUUGACCAAGUUGCAGAUUUCUUGGGUCACGACAUUCGUGUUCACAGGGAAUUUUACAGAUUACCUGCUCCCACAACACAACUGGCAAAGAUAUCCAAGCUGCUUUUGUCAAUGGAAAAAGGAAAACUGUCCGCCCUGCGAGGGAAGUCCCUGGAUGAGAUUGAAAUUGAAGAUGAAAUUGCAUUAAGUGAUACUGAACCCAAGGAAAGUGAGGAUGAGUCAGAUGACAGUGAGGCAGAGAUCUCAGCACAGAAAUUGACAACUAUUGUGUCUGUGGAAGCUGCAACAGUCUCUACAAUACCUGGCCAACUCCAUGACGCUGAUGUGGGAGAAGUGUCAUCAUCUAAAACAGAUGAACUCAUCCUUUCAACUGAAGCCUGUUUUGGCCCAACGAACUGUGCAAAAUAUAAGAGACUUUGUGAGAAAUCGAGGGAUAACUGCUAAGAGGCAGGCACAAAAGCAGAAGUUAUAGGUUAACUUUAUACAAAUGUUUUGUUUUUGAAUGUGUGGCUCUCGUUCUUCAGUGUUAAAUGUGGGGCAUGAUGUUUCACCUUGGAAAGAGGUAGUUCUGUUUAUGCGGUAAUGUUAAAAAAUGCACUUUAUUUUUAAUGAACAGUAGUUUCUGCAAAAAAAAA
Messenger RNA from Austrofundulus limnaeus, 2029 nucleotides. RefSeq lists its product as uncharacterized. Lineage: Eukaryota; Metazoa; Chordata; Actinopteri; Cyprinodontiformes; Rivulidae. The record is from RefSeq and is a predicted model, not a curated record.